ACAGUCCUCGUAAACACAUAUCAUUCGCUAAUUAAGUCGAAUUGCCGAUAUAUUACGCUUUCUUACUUUUUUUCUUCUCUUCAUUUACCGUCGAGUCGUCUGAUGGUGGCUGUGACUCUUCUUUUUGCGUUUCUGUUGGAGACUCUGCAUUGUCAGACAUCUUCAGGUGACCAGUUUGGGUUACUUAUGGUUCCCACCCACCCACGCUAGCAAAGCGAUUGGCGGCAAAGCCCGACUGCUAUUGGCUCGAAGAAACAUCAAUCUCUAAAACACGUAAUCCUAUUGGUCAAUGCCAAUCUGGAAAUGCUGUUGAACGUGUGUGUCCUUCUCGCUGCAUGCUAGGAGGCGUCACAUGGGACAAAGUACUUUAACCUGAUAGUUGAUUAUUCUACAGGCCUGUUGAACCAGUCACCCACUUCACCUCCUCAUAAUCACACCAUCCAAGCAACAGCAUGGCAAACAUUGGCAGACUCUCCAGUAAGGAUGCAGUGCUGUUCCUGUGUGACAUGCAGGAGAAGUUCAGACCCAACAUCUUCCAGUUCACCAACAUCGUCAGCAAUGCAGCCAGAGUGCUGCAGGCUAGUCGUGUUCUGGGCAUCCCCCCCAUUUUGACAGAGCAGUACCCUAAAGGUUUGGGUCCCACAGUACCAGAGCUUGGAGCAGCGGAUCUGAAAGCUCAUGCUAAAACUUCAUUCACCAUGAUGAUAGAGGACGUGGAGAAGGAGCUGCAAGCCCUGGGGAACCCCAAACAGGCUAUACUGUGUGGCAUAGAGGCACACGCCUGUAUUGCAUGCACAACAUUUGACCUGCUUGAAAAGGGAAUGGAGGUUCAUAUUGUGGCUGAUGCUGUGUCAUCCAGAAGCCAGACGGACCGUCUGUUUGCUCUGUCAAGACUGAAGCAGAGUGGAGCUUUCCUCACCACCACAGAGGCUGUUCUGCUGCAGCUGGUUCAAGACGCCAAACACCCCAACUUCAAGGAGAUCCAGAAGCUUUUGGCCCACCCAUCCCCUGACACUGGCCUCCUCGCCUUCUUCAGCGCUUUGUAGGGAGAUCAUCAGCCGUCACUCUGUUCCACAGAAUUUCACUGGUUCAAACAUCCUGAUAAAGUCUUUCAAUAAAGUGAUGCUGCUACUUUAAAUUUG
Messenger RNA from Chelmon rostratus (copperband butterflyfish), 1142 nucleotides. RefSeq names its product isochorismatase domain containing 2 (gene isoc2). NCBI's taxonomy places the organism in Eukaryota, Metazoa, Chordata, Actinopteri, Chaetodontiformes, Chaetodontidae. Gene Ontology annotation, cellular component: cytoplasm. The coding region runs from base 453 to 1046 and encodes 197 amino acids. The transcript is spliced from 7 exons. The record is from RefSeq and is a predicted model, not a curated record.